AUGGGGUCAAAAGAGCCAUUCGAUUGUGCGGUUUGUCUUUGUGAAUUCUCAAAACGAGAUAAGCUACGGUCGCUUCCUUUAUGCAGCCAUGCUUUUCACAUUCAUUGUAUCGACACUUUGUUGCUUUCAAAUUCGAGUUGUCCUUUAUCCAAAGGUACACUUUAUACUCUUGAAUUUUCGGUUGAAAAUCCAGUCUUCGACUUCCAUGAUGAUUCAAGGGAAGAAGAUGAUCAUGUAGCCACAAAUGGUAAGAAAAGAGAUGAGAAAGAAGUGGGGGAGAAUAGUAACAGUAAUCUUGAUGCAAGAAGGUGCUUUUCAAUGGGAUCUUAUGAGUAUGUGGUGGGAAACUCGGAAUUACAACUUAUAGCUAUUGGCUUAGAACUAGCUGCUGUUUGGGAAGCUAUCUGUCAAGCACAUGUAUCAGUUAUAAAUGGAAUUUUUGUUAAUUACUGGGCUUGUAUCAACUUCUCAAGAACUGUUCCAGAUAGUGCUGCUCAAAGUUUUUGUCAUCAGUUGGUCCAAAUGUGCCAAGAAUCUGGCAUGGAAUUUAAAAGUGAAAGUGUGGUUCCAAUCUACUCUGCAAGACCAGAUCAGGUCAAGAAGGCUUUAAGGCACAUGUAUACAGCCACUGUAAAACAAACUUGGAGGAAAAGAGUUGGAAUUGCUUAUUACCAUUCUCCCUGA
This is a messenger RNA of Lactuca saligna, 684 nucleotides long. The record is from the annotation of a GenBank genome assembly. Lineage: Eukaryota; Viridiplantae; Streptophyta; Magnoliopsida; Asterales; Asteraceae.